This is a messenger RNA of Penicillium nucicola, 1224 nucleotides long. RefSeq names its product DUF803 domain membrane protein. The transcript has 6 exons. The coding region runs from base 1 to 1224 and encodes 407 amino acids. NCBI's taxonomy places the organism in Eukaryota, Fungi, Ascomycota, Eurotiomycetes, Eurotiales, Aspergillaceae. Gene Ontology annotation, biological process: magnesium ion transport. Gene Ontology annotation, cellular component: membrane. Gene Ontology annotation, molecular function: magnesium ion transmembrane transporter activity. The record is from RefSeq and is a predicted model, not a curated record.
AUGCUUCCAGACAAGUCAGUGUUCCCCGUGUUGCCUGGAGGUCAAGCUGUUAACCCCCAUCCGCCUCUUAGAUAUGUCGGACUCAUCUUAGCCAUUGUUUCCACCAUGGGAAUCGGCACAAGCUUUGUUAUUACGAAAUUGGGGUUGAAUCAUGCAUCGGAGCGUCAUGGCUUUGAGGGCGAAGGAUUCUCAUAUUUAAAGAGUCCCGUGUGGUGGGCUGGUGUCUCUCUACUGGGACUCGGCGAAGUGGCCAACUUUGCAGCUUAUGCAUUUGCGCCCGCGAUUCUGGUCACCCCGUUGGGUGCGCUCAGCGUGUUAAUCGGGUCGGUUCUCGGCUCGUACUUUCUCAAGGAGAAACUGGGGGUGUUGGGUAAACUGGGAUGUGCGAUGUGUCUGUUGGGCUCGGUCAUUAUUGUUCUGCAUGCGCCGCCUGACAAGCAGGUCGACACCGUCAAUGAGAUUUUGGGAUAUGCUGUUCAGCCAGGGUUCCUCGUCUAUUGUCUGGCAGUUGCAAUCUUCUCCACGCUGAUGAUCUAUCGCGUUGCCCCGGUCUACGGCAAGAAGAAUCCUCUGAUCUACAUUUCAAUCUGCUCCACUGUUGGGUCGGUCUCGGUCAUGUCUGUGAAGGCGUUCGGCAUUGCGGUCAAGUUGACUUUUGCGGGCAAUAACCAAUUCGUACAUGCCUCGACCUAUGUCUUUGCCAUCGUGACUGGAUUCUGCAUUCUGACACAGAUGAACUAUUUCAACAAGGCGCUGAACUCUUUCUCCACCUCGAUUGUGAACCCGCUCUACUACGUUACCUUCACAACCGCGACCCUUUGCGCUUCCUUCAUUCUGUUCAAGGGCUUUAACACCACAGAUGCCGUCAACACAAUCUCUCUGCUCUGUGGAUUCCUCAUCAUCUUCACCGGAGUCUACCUCCUGAAUCUGUCACGCCACGACCCCGAUGGACACCACCUGGUGAAUUCCAAGUUGGACGAAGACGGGGUGCCCACGGAUGCCAUUGCAAGCUUCCAAACUCGCCGCUCGAUGCAGUCCCGCCGCAGCUCCUCGAGCGCAUUCCUCAACGGAAACGGCGAUCGUGAGGGGCUUAUUCACGCGUACGACGUGGAGCACGGCAUCAACAUGAAUAAUUUUGAGGGAAGCGAUGGAGAGCCAGGGCCGACGUUGCCACGUACCGACAGGCAGACUGUGAAGCACACCAAGCAGAACAGUCAACUCUAA